Pleurotus ostreatus (oyster mushroom) is the source of this 2301-nucleotide messenger RNA. It is a transcript of the gene STE20, whose product is annotated as signal transducing kinase of the PAK. NCBI's taxonomy places the organism in Eukaryota, Fungi, Basidiomycota, Agaricomycetes, Agaricales, Pleurotaceae. Gene Ontology annotation, molecular function: protein serine/threonine kinase activity; ATP binding. Gene Ontology annotation, cellular component: cytoplasm. The record is from RefSeq and is a predicted model, not a curated record. The coding region runs from base 1 to 2301 and encodes 766 amino acids. The transcript has 6 exons. Gene Ontology annotation, biological process: regulation of MAPK cascade; intracellular signal transduction; protein phosphorylation.
AUGACUUCCUCCAAAAUCACCGUCGAGUACCACAGACCGUCGAGGGAGUCCAUUCAGGAGUACAACGACCUCCUCGCAGACGCAAAUAUCCACGCCGCUCAGGCUGCAAAGUACAAGGAUCCUUUUCAGCCAUCGCGACAGGCCCCUCCUCCUCCAAAGACCCGCAAUUCGCUGCAGAAACCGAAUCCCAGGGCCAGGAAACACAGCUUGCCCUCCUCCAAUUCAUCUCCAACCAUCGCGCAUCGUGUAACUGACGGCGACCCGUUUGCAUCCUCUUCCAUCGCUUCUUCCAGGACCACCAUCACCAACUCACCCCAAAUGGCUGGAAUGGCGACUUCACCACCCCAGAGGCCCUCGAGGGCGAAUACGGCGACGCUGAACGAUAUCUUUCCUACUCAGACAUCCCUGUCCUCAAGGCGACUCUCGACACCGGUUGUUGGAGCCCACGACGGCGGCCAUUUCCUUGCAGACCCAAAUGAGUCACUGCCCGCUCCAUCAGAGUUCCAAUCCACGCUGAGCACCCCAAAUGCCGUCUCUGCGGGCUCUACUCGCUCUCGCAGCUCUACCACCAUCAAAUCCAAAAAGGGCAUGCUGGGCUUCAUGUCUGACCUGCUCACCACGAACAAGCGCUUGGAGAUCAGCACUCCCUACGAUCCGGUGCAUUUGACCCAUGUGGGCUUCAACUCGUCCACUGGCGAGUUCACAGGCCUCCCGAAGGAAUGGCAACAGCUCCUCCAGGAGAGCGGCAUCUCGCGCAGCGAGCAGGAGAAGAACCCCCAAGCAGUUAUGGAAAUCGUCAAGUUCUACCAAGAGGGACACGGCGAUGUUUGGGAUAAGAUGGGGAAUAUGGGCCCGAGCACACCUUCUGCCCCUCCCGGUGCCAUGGAUGAUGGUCUCCAGAACCCCCGAUCACCACCUCAGCCACCGAACAAGAAGUCAUCUGUUCUGUUAACAUCCAGCCCCGUCCCUACGGCGCGUCGUGCUGCGCCUUCGCCCCCAAGCAACCUAUCGUCUAACCUUGACCGAUCAACCUCACAACGGACACCAACCAAGCCUUCGCGGCCUGCUGAGCCGCUCAAUCGCGCGCAGACUACGCGCGACAAACGCCCGACACCUUCCUCUAGCACAGGCAGUGGUCAGGCUCACACCCAUGUUACACACACGCACGCCCAUGCCCAUGUCAAGAAGGAGAGCCCGUCCUCGUCAAACGCUGAGCUGCCUUUGAAACAACAUGCCGCGUCUUCAUCACAGGCGCCAAGAGCCGCUCAGCAGACGUCUGCCUCCAGAGACCGCGACCCACGUGCUCAAGCUCAGGCGCAGCCACCCAGUGCGGCUGCCCAAAGUUUGGCCAAGGCGGCGGGCCCUGUCGCGACUCCAAGGCGAAGAGAGAAGAAGGUGGACAAGGCGAAGGAAGAGGACAUUGUCAAGCGCCUGCAAAUGAUUUGCACGGACGCUGACCCUACGAAACUCUACCGGAACCUCGUCAAGAUUGGCCAAGGCGCCUCUGGGGGCGUGUAUACUGCCUACCAAGUGGGAUCGAACUCGUGCGUCGCUAUCAAGCAAAUGGACCUUGAGAAGCAGCCCAAGAAAGACCUCAUCAUCAACGAAAUCCUCGUUAUGCGGUCUUCGAGGCACCCGAAUAUCGUCAACUACAUAGACUCUUUCCUGUACAAGAACGAUCUGUGGGUCGUCAUGGAGUACAUGGAAGGCGGUAGUCUGACGGAUGUCGUUACCGCGAACCUGAUGACGGAGGGCCAGAUUGCUGCUGUGUCGAGGGAGACGUGUCAGGGAUUGGAACAUUUGCAUAGGCAUGGCGUUAUCCAUCGCGACAUCAAGAGCGACAAUGUGUUGUUGAGCAUGAUCGGGGAUAUCAAGCUUACUGACUUUGGGUUCUGUGCUCAAAUAUCGGACCCCAAUCACUCGAAGAGAACGACCAUGGUUGGGACACCAUACUGGAUGGCACCCGAGGUAGUUAUGCGCAAGGAGUACGGACCUAAGGUCGACAUAUGGAGUCUGGGUAUCAUGGCCAUCGAAAUGAUUGAAGGCGAGCCGCCAUACUUGAACCAGAACCCCUUGAAGGCACUGUACCUUAUCGCGACCAACGGCACACCGAAAAUCGCAAACCCCGAGAAUUUGUCCGCAACCUUCAGUGAUUAUCUCGCCAAAACACUAGAAGUUGACCCCGAGAAACGGCCGAAUGCAACUCAGCUCCUGCAGCACCCCUUCUUCAAGUUGUCGGAGCCCUUGAGGACACUGGCACCCCUGAUCAAAGCCGCCCGUGAAAUCGCCAAGUCAAAGUAG